Molecule: messenger RNA, 3088 nt
Organism: Capsicum annuum
Lineage: Eukaryota; Viridiplantae; Streptophyta; Magnoliopsida; Solanales; Solanaceae
Product: O-fucosyltransferase 27
Exons: 10
Coding region: 163-2013 (616 amino acids)
Cellular component (GO): trans-Golgi network; cytoplasm; endosome
Source: RefSeq, a predicted model, not a curated record
UGGAAACUUGUCGGGCCCUUCUGGCUUAUUUUUCUCUUCAAAUACUCAUCAUUAACUCCUACCACCAUAUUACUGCUAUUCAUGAACAAGCCAGUAUCCUCAAAUUAUUUUUUCAUUUCUUUCUUUUUAAUGUAAUUCUUUUCCUAUAUUGAAAUUCAUAAGAUGAAGUGGGUGUCUGUGAAAAAUGAAGGGAAGAUGUUAUUCAAGUCUAAAUUGAAGUUGGUUGCUUUAGCGGGACUAGUUCUCUCUGUUCUUUCUCUAUUCACUCACUUUCUUCUAGCUAAACAUACUCAUGGGAUUGUUUAUGAGUACCAAUCUUCCGUUACAAUCAUGUCAUGGAUGCCUAAAUUCAAGAAAUCAGAUCUCUCCAUUAAUAAUCAACCAUCUUAUAGGAGACUAUGGGCUCCAGUUAGGCAUCUUGAAUCUUUACAUCCUAAUGCAAAUCGGAGUGGAGAUUAUGCAGCUCCUGAAAUGCAAUCAACUGGAUUCAUCUUUGUCAAGAUACGUGGAGGUUUCCAUGAUAUUAGGAAUGCGAUUUCUGAUGUUGUUGCAGUUUCUCGACUCCUCAAUGCCACCCUCGUCAUUCCAGAGAUUCAAUCAACCACAAGCAGCAAAGGAAUAAGCACUCAGUUCAAGAGUUUUCCAUACCUCUAUAAUGAGGAUCAAUUCAUAGCAGCAUUAGAAAAAGAUGUCAAAAUUGUUAAAACCCUUCCAAAAAAUCUGAAAGGAGCUAGGAGGAAGAAAGAAAUUCCUUCAUUUAAAGUUCCCCACGGAGCAUCUCCAUAUUUUUACCUGCACCAUGUUCUUCCUAUGUUGACUAAGCACUCUGUGGUUGAGCUUCUUGUUUUUAGUGGUGGAUGCUUGCAGUCUAUUCUGCCUCCACAUCUUGUUGAGUAUCAAAAGCUGAGAUGCAGGGUUGCUUUUCAUGCAUUGCGGUUCAGAGAGGAGGUCCAAAAUCUUGCUAUUAAAAUUUUGAAUCGAAUAAGAGCUUCAGGACAACCAUUCAUUGCCUAUGAUCCUGGGAUGACCAGAGAAGCUUUAGCAUAUUAUGGUUGUGCUGAACUUUUUCAGGAUGUACAUACUGAACUCAUCAUGCACAGGCGUGGAUGGAUGAUUAAACAUGGAAUUCUGAAGGGGAAUCUUUCUUCAGAUUCAUCAGAACAAUAUCGUAAUGGCUUGUGUCCUCUCAUGCCUGAAGAGGUUGGUAUUCUCCUUCGAGCAUAUGGUUACUCACCUGACACUAUCAUUUAUAUAUCUGGUGGAGAGGUCUUUGGUGGGUUGAAGAAGUUAAUUCCACUGCACGCCAUGUUUGAGAAUGUUGUUGAUAGGACUUCCUUAAGCUCUCCUUUGGAGUGGGAUAAUGUAUAUGGUCGGGAGGCGAACCUUGUCGACCAAUAUUCAACACCUCCACCUUCAGCUGCUGUAGGCAUGAGAUCACAGGCAUGGAAGAAUUCUGGUCCACGUCCUCGUCCACUACCACCACCCCCGGCACGACCGAAGAUUUACAAUGUUGAAGGUUGGUGGGGUUGGGUAGCUGAGAGUGAUGAUGAGCCAGAAAGUACUAUCAUGGAAUUGAGAACUAAUGCUCAUCGAUUACUGUGGGAAGCAAUCGACUAUUUGGUUUGCAUUGAAGCAGAUGUAUUCAUCGCUGGAUUUGACCGUGAUGGUAAAGGAAACCCAAAUCUUGCUAGUUUGGUUGUGGGUCACAGAGUAUAUCAGUUUCCUACAUCUAGAACUUAUGGUCUGGACAGGAAAGAAAUUGCGAAACUUUUUGAAGAGAUUCGUGAUAGUGUCUAUCAACUCAACCGUACCUGGAUAACGUCACUGUGCAAGCAAUUAAGAAAAAGUUUAAUCGAUGGCUCGCGGUCUUUUCUUACAUUUCCAUUUCCUAAAUGUUCUUGCAUUGUAGAUGAUUCCAACAUCUGUGGGUUAAAGGGUACUUGGUGGCCUAGCUUUGAUAACAUGUUAAGAAAAAAUUUUGGGCCUAACUCAACCUCAAAAGUUAGCUCAUGAGGGGAGGAAUGCUCAAGACCAUAUAAGGAGACCACUGACCCUUUAAUCCACCGAUGUGGGACUCCAACAAAUAUAUUCCUUGAUAGUUUUCUUAUCUGAGUUAAUGCAGGAAAGAAAUUGCGAUCCAACAAAUAUAUUCCUUGAUAGUUUUCUUAUCGAGUUAAUGCAGGAAAGAAAUUGCGAAACGUUUUGAAGAGAUUCGUGAUAGUGUCUAUCAACCCAACCGUACCUGGAUAAUGUCACUGCACAAGCAAUUAAGAAAAAGUUUAACCGAUGGCUUGUUGGAGGAAUCCAAAAUAUCCAAAUCGCGGUCUUUUCUUGCAUUUCCAGUUCCUGAAUGUUCUUGCAUUGUAGAUUCCAGCAACUCUUCAAGCCCUAUGCCAAAAUAUGAGAUCCCAGUGUUUUCUGGACAAGUAGACCAAUGCCCUUCUUGGAUGAAGGGCCUCACUUAUUCUCAAUCAAGGGAAGAAACGGAAGAGGAAAACGACAAAGAUGAUUCUGCCUCCUCGGGUUUGUUCUCCUGGCUGAGUAAUGGUAAUCAAGAGGGUGAUAUCGGAGACGUGAGCAACAAAGAAGAAGCUCUUGUGGAGGAUCAAGAAGAACUUGAAGGGGGUGAAAGAUAGGAUUUGAGAAUCAACUAAUCAGAAAAGGAAAGAACGACUCUUUUUAACAACACAUGCAGACUAAGGGAGCUCGUACGACUUGAGGUAACCUUAGCUUGACAAAAAGAGGCUACAACUGAUAACUGAUUGUUGAAAAUCCAAUUUUGGUGGAGGAACAGUUGUGGUUUAGGAUGGAACUUGAUUUCUGCUAAUCAUGAUACGAAAUGGCAGCUGGUGGUUUAAAGUAUUUCAUAAUUGCGUAGAGCUAGUUAAUAAGGAAAGAGUAAGUUCUAUGCACUAGUGUAAAAUAUAUUUACACCAUCACUUCACCCGAUGUUACCCUAGAGAAAAAAAUAGUAAGGAUUGCAGUAAGUUGGAACAUUUAUUGAUUCUGCUCUAUUUUAUGUUAUUUUUCAGGUCCUGUAUUUGGGACUUAUUAGCAUAUAAACAUGUUAGUCAAUCCUUCUUCCCUG